Molecule: messenger RNA, 884 nt
Organism: Theileria parva strain Muguga
Lineage: Eukaryota; Apicomplexa; Aconoidasida; Piroplasmida; Theileriidae
Gene: DHDDS
Product: putative undecaprenyl diphosphate synthase family protein
Exons: 6
Coding region: 81-884 (267 amino acids)
Biological process (GO): polyprenol biosynthetic process
Cellular component (GO): endoplasmic reticulum
Source: RefSeq, a predicted model, not a curated record
UAUUUAAAAUAUUAUUAAGUAGUUAAAUGAUAGUGUAAAUUAGUGGGAAAUGGAAAAUUAAACUGUGUGUGAUUUAAACGAUGAAACUUACUGGAUUCCAGGAAUACAUGGUGUUUGUGAUGAAACCAAUGUUGAGGGUGGAACACAUGGCUCUGAUUAUGGACGGGAACAGAAGAUACGCUAAGAAUCUGAACCUACAACAAUCGCAAGGACAUCUCAACGGCUUCAAUAAACUCCUCGAAAUAUUGGAGUUUAGUAGCUUGUUUGGAUUGAAGGUGAUAACGAUAUUCGCCUUCUCUUUGCUGAACUUUAGCAGAACUCGGAAGGAGAUUUCAGACCUGCUUAACCUUUUCGUUGAUCUUUCAGGCCCUAAAUCACAACUAGAGGAGUUGUGUGAAAGAAUUGGAUGUAAAAUAAGAUUUUGUGGCGAUUUUUCAUUUUUAGGUGAGGAUAUUAAACAGAUUCUGAACGAUAUUCAGUCUAAAACUAAUCAUUACAGCAAGAUGACUUUAAACGUAUGUGCAUCAUACGGGGGUAGAAAUGAAAUUAUCAACGCUCUCAACAAAUUUAACUCAAAUGUUGAAAACAAUACUACUUUUAACACUGAUAACACCAACAAUAAUGCUAGGGAGGAAUAUUAUAGAAAUUUGUACACUGGUGAUUUUACACCACCAAACCUACUUAUUAGAACUUCUGGUGAAUCGAGAUUAUCUGAUUUUCUCAUCUAUCAAUGCUCUGAACAUACUUGCUUUUAUUUUGUUAAGGAGAUGUGGCCUGAGCUUAGUUUCAAUCGGUUAAUUUGCAUAUUGAUACACUAUUCCGUUUUCCAACCAAUACUAAACUGUGUAAACUCAUUCACCAAGUUCAUAAAUCACAAAAACUAA